This is a messenger RNA of Dioszegia hungarica, 732 nucleotides long. RefSeq names its product acetyltransferase. Gene Ontology annotation, cellular component: NatA complex. The transcript is spliced from 5 exons. The record is from RefSeq and is a predicted model, not a curated record. Gene Ontology annotation, molecular function: acyltransferase activity, transferring groups other than amino-acyl groups. Lineage: Eukaryota; Fungi; Basidiomycota; Tremellomycetes; Tremellales; Bulleribasidiaceae. Gene Ontology annotation, biological process: mitotic sister chromatid cohesion. Bases 1 to 732 code for a protein of 243 amino acids.
AUGGCAGCAGCGACCACCUCAAGAGCUACCUUCGCCACGCAGGGGACAGUGUCAAACCCGCUGGAUCUGGCGCCGCAGGGAGAGCACGUAUCGGUCGACCUCGCAGUGGGGAAGAGCCAAAGGAAGACGGUCAGGCCGAAGGUCAAGGUGACCUUGACGAGCUUGACUACCAACAACGCUGGAACUCUACGUAAACUCAACUCGGUUGUCCUCCCCUUGGUCUACUCAGACAAAUUCUACAAGGAGAUACUGGAUGCUACGCUUGACGAUGUGAACAAGCUCAUCUAUUACGCCGAUAUACCUGUCGGUGCUAUCUGCUGUCGUUUUGAAAGCCUCACAUCAACUGCGAAGGAGAAGCCACCAACACUGGUCAUCCUGACAUUAUCUGUUCUUGCCCCGUAUCGCUCCCUGUCAUUAGGCACAGCCCUCCUCCGAAACGCCCUCACUGCCUGCCUCCACCCCGCGACCCCCGCCCCACCCAUUCCCUCGGCAGACAAGGCCAACACCCGCGGCUCGCUUACCGUCGCUGCACCACGGAAGGUGGUCAAGCGGGCUAUUGCCCAUGUUCAGGUCGGGAAUGACUCGGCGAAGCGAUUCUACGAGAGAAUGGGAUUCAGGGAAACAGAAACCAUCAAGAACUUCUACUCGAAAAUGCAACCAAGCGGGGCGGUCCUGAUGGUUUGCGACGACAUCGCGGCGGCACUGGGCGAGACCGCGAAUGGGACGGCCUAG